AUGAUCACUGGGUUUUGGGGCGGCAUGGGCUUUAACCCUUGGGCGACGUUCGACUGGAAUGUGGCGGGGCAUGGAUUUCUGGUCACACCGUUCUUCAGCACAGCCCAACAGUACGUUGCACGCGUCCUUUCCGGCUUGUUCAUCAUCGGCAUGUACUGGGGGAACACGUGUUGGUCUGCGUACAUGCCCAUCAACAGCAACGAAUCAUUCGCCAAUGAUGGGAAGAAGUACAACGUGACAAGGAUAGCCAACAAGGCUGGAGAUGGGGUAGACCUAGACGCGUAUAAAGCCUAUGGGCCGCCUUUCUUCUCCGGAGCCAACGUAUUCGGUCAAGGUGCCUGGUUCGCCUGGUACCCGAUGACGUUGUUCAGUGUCUCGAUCCAACACUGGGACGGACUGAAAAAGUCGGCGAUCGAGAUGUACAAAGGGGUCAGGCACCGAAGGUCGAUCUAUGAGACCUUUCACGACCCCCACACGCGGAUUAUGAAGGCCUACCCAGAGGUGCCGGAUUGGUGGUUCGCCUGUGUACUUCUUCUCUCGCUCGCGCUGGGCAUCGUGGCACUGACAGUAUGGCCGCUCACCGUCCCCGUGUGGGCGCUGUUCGCCGUCGUCGGCAUCAGCGCCAUCAUGCUGAUACCAUCCGUGCUACUACUGGCCUCCGCAAACAUCGGCAUGGGCUUCAACGCUCUGUUCCAGUUGCUCGGCGGGGUCUGGUUCGUCGGUAAGCCCGAGGCCUCUAUCAUUCUGACGGCAUUCGGUCAGAACUUCAAUGCGCAGGCCGACAGCUACAUCACGGACCAGAAGAUGGGACAUUACGCCAAGGUCCCGCCGCGGGCGGUCUUCCGGGGGCAGGUCAUCUCGAUCCUUUGCAACUGCUUCAUCUUCGUCGGGAUGCUCGACUGGAUGGUUGUCAACUUCGACAAUGGCGCGCUGUGCCAGUGGAGUAAUGCUCAGCACUUUGUUUGCGCCGACGCCGUGCUUGUCUAUGCCUCGGCCAUCGAGUAUGGAGCAUUUGGAGUGAAGAACAUGUUCGAGCUGUAUCCGAUCUUGCCAUGGUGCUUUUUCAUCGGCUCUGUGGUGGGCAUCGCCUGGGGGGUUAGCCGACGCUACGUUCCUGCAAUCCGGGCUUAUGUUCAGCGCCGAUUGCCCGGGGACAUGUCUUCGACUUUGGAAAAGUACCUCUUCCGUCCACUAUCGUACCUAUACUGGUUCGAGCCCGCCGUCUUCUGGACCGGAGCGCUCAACUGGACCGGUGGGAACAACCUCUCAUACGCCACAAACGGGCUGUACGUCUCGUUCGUCUUCAUGUGCUACAUCAAGCGCCACUAUGGAGCGUGGUGGGAGAAGUACAACUACCUGGUCGAGGCUGGGUUCGGCGUGGGAGUUGCCCUCAGUGCCAUCGUCCAGACUUUUGCUUUUGCUUUCACCGGCAUUGAACUCACCUGGUGGGGAAACACGGUUUCCAAGGCCGGAGUUGACUACCAGGCUUACAAUCAGAAUGCGACGCUCCUGACGCUGCCGGCAAGCGGUUACUUUGGACCUUCGCCUGAUCAGUACCCUAUGAAGUUCACCUGA
This is a messenger RNA of Anthostomella pinea, 1575 nucleotides long. Lineage: Eukaryota; Fungi; Ascomycota; Sordariomycetes; Xylariales; Xylariaceae. The record is from the annotation of a GenBank genome assembly.